Apaloderma vittatum (bar-tailed trogon) is the source of this 874-nucleotide messenger RNA. RefSeq names its product kelch-like protein 8. The record is from RefSeq and is a predicted model, not a curated record. Gene Ontology annotation, molecular function: protein binding. The transcript is spliced from 2 exons. The annotation marks the transcript as partial. Lineage: Eukaryota; Metazoa; Chordata; Aves; Trogoniformes; Trogonidae.
AGGAAGAUGAACACAACUUAAGUGCAUUUUAGGAUUUGACUCCUGACGGGCUGGAUUUUGUCUUGGUAGGAGUUUUUGAAGAUCCACGCAGUGGAAAAAGAAGCAGCCAAUGGCUUCAGAAUCCAUGGUUCCAGAGCAGGCAAAACAACAGCUGAUAAAGGGAAAAAGGCAACAGCAACCGCAGCAGCAGCAGCAAAAUAGAUCUCCCAGCAGUGACGGUGAAGAUGACAUUUUUGUCUUUGAAGCAAAUGAAGCCUGGAAAGAUUUUCAUAGCUCCCUUCUUCACUUCUUCGAAGCUGGAGAGCUCUGUGAUGUUACACUGAAGGUUGGGUCAAAGCUUAUCUCCUGCCACAAACUGGUGCUGGCUUGUGUUAUACCUUAUUUCAGAGCCAUGUUUCUUUCCGAAAUGGCUGAAGCCAAGCAGACAUUGAUCGAGAUCAGGGACUUUGACGGCGAUGCAAUAGAAGACCUUGUGAAGUUUGUGUACUCCUCUCGGCUUACUCUGACGGUGGAUAACGUCCAGCCGCUCCUGUACGCUGCUUGCAUUCUUCAGGUGGAACUGGUAGCAAAGGCGUGCUGUGAGUACAUGAAGCUGCACUUCCAUCCCUCCAACUGCCUGGCAGUCAGAGCAUUUGCAGAGAGUCACAACCGCAUUGACUUGAUGGACAUGGCCGAUCAAUAUGCUUGUGAACAUUUUACAGAAGUAGUGGAGUGCGAAGACUUUGUGAGUGUGUCACCACAGCACCUCCAUAAACUCCUGUCCUCCAGCGACCUGAAUAUUGAAAAUGAAAAGCAAGUUUACAAUGCUGCUAUCAAGUGGCUGCUAGCCAACCCACAGCAUCAUGCCACGUGGCUGGACAAAAUACUUGCACAG